AUGUCCCACGUGCUACAGAGCAGCACAGUUACCCUCCAAGAACAGGCUGCCGAGUGUCAAGAACUCAUUAAUCUCAAGCACGAUUCGGCCAUGGUUCAAGGCGCUUCUACUGCUGGCUCCGUGAAUGCGGUCGCAACAGCUAAGCCA
Dibothriocephalus latus is the source of this 147-nucleotide messenger RNA. The record is from the annotation of a GenBank genome assembly. NCBI's taxonomy places the organism in Eukaryota, Metazoa, Platyhelminthes, Cestoda, Diphyllobothriidea, Diphyllobothriidae.